Molecule: messenger RNA, 3670 nt
Organism: Brienomyrus brachyistius
Lineage: Eukaryota; Metazoa; Chordata; Actinopteri; Osteoglossiformes; Mormyridae
Exons: 5
Coding region: 310-1326 (338 amino acids)
Biological process (GO): cell surface receptor signaling pathway; negative regulation of T cell proliferation; immune response
Cellular component (GO): external side of plasma membrane
Source: RefSeq, a predicted model, not a curated record
UGUCUACAACCCAGCGGUUGUGGAAAGAAGUGUAAAAAAUUACCCUAACUGUUUAUGUAAACUCUAAAUACAUAUGAAAUAUGUCAUACGACGUUAUAUUGUGCUAAAAGCAAACAUACGAAAUACCAGGCUCUGCACAAAACUCUGGAGGGCGUAUCAGGAAAUGCGCGACCACAACAGGUAGAAAGGAGGAAGAAAGUCCUCGAAACAGCGUUUAUUUUUUUCCGGCGGCUUGAUGUUUUGGGGCGUUUUAAACUGUCCUCAGUUGUGUUGCAUUUGAGCUGAUGACUCGAUUGCCUGGCGGUCUUGAUGGGGCGUUGGACACUGCUUAUCUCGUUCCUCCACCUUAUCCUGCAUGUGAGCAGCAGCUCGGAAUUACCUGUUCAGACUGUGGAUGUGAAACACACCGUUAUCCUACAUUGUAACGGGACCGUAAGCAAGGACACUCGUCCCCAGGAGUAUGAUGUCGAAUGGAAGACUGAGAAAAACAUCCUGGUCGCGCACUACCAGCAGGGGGAGCUCACAGCAGGAGAAUGGUUCAAGGGCAGAGUCAGCAUCUCCGAGGAUGACAUCGGGGUUGGAAACUUCUCCCUCACAAUCAGCCCUGUGGAAUACAGUGAUGGAGAUCUUUAUAUGUGCUUCUGGAGGAGAAAACAUAUUUGUGAUGUCAAACUAGAGGUCCUUGUGCCCUCAAUGGUAUCUGCACAGCUUGGGGAACCUGCCACACUCCCCUGUUAUGUCCAGGUGGAUAAAACGCAAAAGAGCAACGUUGAUACUGCUCACUGGAAGAAAGAUGGAGAGACUGUCCUGGACUUUCAGUCUGGGCUGUUCAAUAAAAGCUCUGGAUGUGAGAACAGAUGUAGCAUGUCAGUAGACAAGAUUAAAUAUGGUGACCUGUCUCUGACCAUCCCUGAAGUGCGUUAUUCAGAUCGAGGAACCUAUCAAUGCUUCACUGAUAAAACUGUAAAACCUGAGGAAAUCAUCCUCACUACUGAAGGAAACAAAAGGCCAUGGGUGCUGCUGCUGGGGGUGCUGCUGCUGGGGGUGCUGCUGCUGGGGGUGAUGGUGGGGUGCCUGCUGAAGGGGCUGCUGCUGGGGGGGCUGGUGGGGGUGAAGAGAUGGUUCUGCCAUACCCAAAUGGAGCCAGUCUCACAGCACAGUACAGCGGAGGACUCUGAACCCCCGAGAGAGAUGGCGUCCCUGGCGCCUGGUCAGCCUGUGCAGGAGAAUGGAGAAGAGGAGCAGCUGAGAGCCCCUGUCUGUGAGAGCGGAGACACCGAAGACAAGCGCGGCCCUCAGCCCUGGAAUGAUGACUUUUGUAUUUAGCUCUCAUUGUAAGAAAGUUUGGGCACCGCUGACCUAAAACCCCACCCAUGAGCAGGAGUGACAGCCCACACUGACUCCCAAUGAGAGAUCUGAACAAACCAAACAGAGAUCAGCCUCAGCUGACCUACUCACCCUUCGUGUGGCUAUUCACACAGAAUUUAGCCAAAUGCAAACUGGAACCGGUUUUAAUGGCCGCUGAGAGACUACCCGGCCAUCGUAUGAGUAUUCCCUCCAAGCCAGCUGCAAGGCCCAACUUUCUUAUACUCAGCUAAAAAAAUCAAUUUCAUUAUUAAUUGGUGUUACCUAAUUGAUUUUAAGAGUUUUAACUGUACGUUUCUCUCGAGAUACUUGGAGGGUGGGCGGCACCCCUGUGCCCCACAUUAAUGAUGCUCCUCUGGAUGAUGAAGCGGGGGGGUGAUAUUUGCUUACUCAGAAUGUUCCAAGUCUGUCUCUGAAACACUGGGCAAGCCCAGUCUUACAUGCUGCCAGAGACCGUCUUGUAAGUGCCUGAUAACCCAGCAGAUUUCCACAUGCAUCCUUGAGCCAAAAUACGUGGACCACAUCAGGAACUUCACUGAAAUGCUUCCAGUUUGAAGUGGGCCAGUGCCUUGGUCCAUACAGAUGCAGCCACCUCAAUUUUCCCCUCCAAGCCGGCUGCCUGCUGGCUGCCUGCCAAAAGCCAGCCAAAGGCAGUAACCCCCCUCCUUCUGGGGGUGUGCCUAAAAUCUCGUCUAAACCCGCCCAUUUACUCACUUGCAGGGUGUUACCGUGAGAUGGCGCUUUCAUAAAAAAAACAUUUUAGUUGUGGUCACAAGUUUACAUACACAAGUACAACAGGUAUCAACCAGAAUCUUUUGGUAGCCAUUAGCAAGCCUCUGGCAUAAUUCUGGCUGAAUGUUUGACCACUCUUCUUUGCAGAAUUUCUAGUUCAUUUAAAUUAGUUGGGUUCCUGGCACAGACCUGGCUUUUCAGCAUAACCCACAACUGUUUUGAAGCUUGGCAUCCUGAUCGGGAGUGACAAUUUACAUAAAAACAUAAGAACAUAAGAAAUUUACAAACGAGAGGAGGCCAUUCGGCCCAUCAAGUUCGUUUGAGGAGAACUUAACUAACAGCUCAGCAACUAAUAGCUAACUAAUUUGUUGUUCUAAUAUUCAUUUAUUGUUUUGUAUUAUUCCUGUAAUAUAAUGUAAUUGCACAUUUUAUACAUCAACAUUAAUCUGUUCUGCGAUGGGCUGGCCACCAAUCCUGGGUUAUUCCCUGCCUCGUGCCCAUUGCUUCCGGGAUAGGCUCCGGACCCCCCGCGACCCAAUAGGAUAAGCGAUUUGGAAAAUGGAUGGAUGGAUGGACAUUAAUCUGUUGCAUGUUAUAAACUUUAAAAAGGCUAGUAUUGUGUCUUUUCUUACAGUUUUUUUCAAUUGGUAACAGUACCGCAGAUUCUACUCUCUAUUCUACUAUGUAUCUCUUCACAUACAUGAUCCAUCCUUGGCAUUGCUCUGGAUAAAUAUCUUGGCAUACAGCAUUCAUUGUUUGAUCUUGUGUCAAUUGACAUAAUUUGUUUAUUUUAUGUGGUUUUUACAAUCUAUUUUAGAAAGGGUCUUGAUAGUAAUUUAGCAAAAUGACAUUUCAGUUUGGACUGUUUUACUAGCAGUUUUAGGGUCAGUAUGUACUUAUGUGCAAAAUGGCCUCUGAAAAUGUAAUGUGAAUGAGACAGGAAUCCAUGACUUUUGAAUCAUUUAGUUAUUGAUUGCAUUUUGUAUGAAAGCAAAGCAUAAUGCUUAACAGUUUAGCCCACAUAAGCUAAUGUUGUGGUGACUGGAAGAGUUUUGAGAAAGCAACUUCAGUAUUGCAGUAUCUGUCUUAGCAAUUGAAGAAAACUGUAAAAUUCACACUGCCUUUCCAAACUGAUUAGUGUGAGGAGCAGUGACAAACAUUCCAGACUGAUGGGCCAUUGACAGUAUGCAAAGGUGUGGUGACUCCAAAGUCACUUCAAAGUUGUAGCACUUUAGUAAUCAAACCUCAUACAAUUCUUUGAAUGUCUCAUUCACCUUUGUGUAGCCAGCCCCUAUGUCUAUAAGCUUCAGAGCUCAAAAGUCUUGGCUAGAAAUGUUUAUAAUGUGAUUUUUUUACAUUUUGUCAGCACCACUGAAAAUAGGUUUUUGUUUAAAGUAGAUUUUAACAAAAAGAAUAAUCACAUUCAAAAUGAUCUCAGAUUAUUGGUGCUGAGUUUGUGCUGAAUAAAAGCAUUUACAGCACUUUGGGAUAAAUGUUGUUUAGAUAAGUGAAAUAUUUUACAGUUUUUCUGAAUUGCUGAAAUAUUAAAAAUCAUUUUGGGAACAAAACUGCA